This is a messenger RNA of Cuscuta epithymum, 1435 nucleotides long. The record is from the annotation of a GenBank genome assembly. NCBI's taxonomy places the organism in Eukaryota, Viridiplantae, Streptophyta, Magnoliopsida, Solanales, Convolvulaceae.
UAACACAAUUAAUAAGAGUUAUAAAAAAUUAGUUUUGGAGUAAUAUAUAUUAAUUAAUUAAUCCUAACUUCCAAGUAAGUAUCAUUUUCAUUUACAUUAUUAAUUAAAUGGUCAAUUUAAGUGUUUUCUUUUCCUUUUUAAAUUGAACUUAUUUCUUAAUAUUUAUAUGAUAGAUUGAUUGAUCCUUCAAGUUGUUCUCCAUGUAGUGAGGAUGAAGAUAGAUAAGAGUUGGAUACAUAUAAAGAAUCGAUUAUCACAAGAGUAUUGGAAGGGUCUACAAGGUUUUAUAGACUAUGCAAAAGACUUCGUCAAUGAAGAAGGAAAGAUAAGUUGUCCUUGUAAGCGUUGUGUCAAUGGAGAAAUAUUUCCACCGAAAGAUGUUAGGAGACACAUCUUUGAAUGUGGGUUUGAUGUGACAUAUGCACAUUGGGUUUUUGAUGGUGAGCCGCCAGAGUUACCAUCACUUCCAAAGUCGAAUGCAAAGUGUUAUCCAGAGGAUGAAAGGGCAGCAAUACUGGAUGACAUUGUAGGGGAAACUCGUGAGCAUGACUUAGGAGGUGUGACAACAAACAAUAUGGGAGAUGAAGUGCAUUCUCAAUAUGAAGAUAUGCCAUCCGAGCUUCACGCCUAUUUUUAUCCAGGGUGCACCAAGGUUUCAUCAUUAAUCUCUUUAGUGAAACUUAUGCACUUAAAAGUAAUCUAUAAGUGGUCAAAUGAGUGCAUGGAUUCAGUCCUAAAAUUAUUAAAAGAUGUAUUUCCUGAUACUAAUAAGUUACUCACUUCUUAUUACUGAGUCAACAAAAAAUAUUGUAGUGACUAGUAACAAAUGGUCUUGUUAUAAAGUUUAAACUAUUUAUUUAAUGCUCGUGUUAUUUUACUCAUUAAUUAUAUACGGAGUAUAUUGUAAUGAAUAUUACACAGGAUGAUCCAUUAGCUGGUGAGCAAUAUUCAGCUUUUGAGAAUCGGAAAGAUCAGUGUUUGACUUUGGGGAGAACUAAAGAAGCACAUAACAAAUAUACUCAAAUGAGCGAGGAGAGCCAGACACCGUUAGGACAGGUAUGUUCAUCUUCUUCAACAAAUGAGUUUGAGAUCAUGAAUCGUAAGUUGAAAAAGCAUCGCAAAUGUCAAAGUGGAAUAGAUCCUACACUAUCUAAAGAUGUAGGUGCAGCUCGGUGCGUUGAGGAUGGUGCUACUUCUGCACUUCAAGAUCAUCGUGAUGCUAGAAUCAUUGAAUUGCAGCCUUUGCGAUAAUAAAUGCCCUACAACAAUUCAUUCCUGGCUUUCAGUUGCCUCUGCGCAUCUCCCGCAAUGAUAUUCAUUCAACAUCAAGUGUUAAUCUGAACGAUGAGAGCCCUAAUGAAAAUAAUAUAGAUUGAUUAUGUAUCAAAAUGAAGUUAGUAGUUGUUACUUUGUUAAGAUGAACACAAAUAUAUUU